Molecule: messenger RNA, 6065 nt
Organism: Brassica rapa (field mustard)
Lineage: Eukaryota; Viridiplantae; Streptophyta; Magnoliopsida; Brassicales; Brassicaceae
Product: purine permease 3
Cellular component (GO): membrane
Molecular function (GO): purine nucleoside transmembrane transporter activity
Source: RefSeq, a predicted model, not a curated record
UUCUUUUUUCUGUAACUAUUAUCUUUUUUUACUUUUUUAUUUUAAAAACAUAAUAUAAUUUGAGAAUAUUUUGUUUCUUUUUUUAAAAGAUAUCGAAUUUGAAAUUUUGAAAUUUUAUUGGUUGGUGAACCUAGAGGUUCACCUUAGGGAGUGAACCCAAGAAUGACUCAAGAAUAUUAACUUUUCAGACUUUUAAUAUCAGUCAGUUUGUAUCUAAAUCAAAGGAUCUGCAUUAAUGUCAAAAAGCUAAGAAAUCAAAGAUAAAUCUUCCAAUUAUAGAACGAAUAUUCUGAUUUUAUUAAUGUUCUUCCACUAUAUUAGGAGAGAGAGACUUAUUUCAAGUUGUAAAAAUAUGUAGAUAAAAUCAUGAUAUUAAUUAGUAUGAAUAGUAACAGCUCCACGAGAUAAUUACAAUGUUUUUUUCUUUGACUAACUAAUUCCAACGUUUUUUAUUUGAUACAUAACAUAACUGAUAACAAGAUUUGUGGAGAUAAAACAGGAAAAACCAUCGCUAGGUCAAACAAAAAAACAAAGAUCAUACAAAUCUAAGAAACAAAGAUCAUAACAUAAUCAUUUUGAGAGAAAAGACAGUAAGUAGCUUCUGUUUGUUUGUAUGUCUGUUUGUUUGUUUUAUAACUAACGUAACUCCUACAACACCAACCCUAAGGUUUCAUUGCUCACAGAAAUCAAAACCAUCUAUCUCGUUUUGAAAAUUCAAUCGAGGAGACAAGAAUGGCGAGGGCUCUUGUGAUCAUAAACUGCAUCAUUCUGGCCAUAGGAAACUGUGGAGGUCCUCUGAUCAUGCGUCUCUACUUCAACAAUGGUGGCCACAGGAUUUGGUUCUCCACUUUUCUUGAAACCGCUGGCUUUCCGAUCAUAUUCAUUCCUCUUUUCUUCUCUUACCUUAACCGGCGCAGAAGCAACAACAAUGAAGGGGAGAAUACACGGUUCUUUCUCAUUAAACCACGUCUCCUUAUGGCUGCGAUUCUGAUAGGGAUCCUCUCAGGGUUCGAUAACUACUUAUACGCAUACGGCAUAGCUUAUCUCCCGGUUUCAACAGCUGCUCUCAUCAUUGCUUCACAGUUGGCUUUCAUAGCUAUCUUCUCGUAUUUCAUGGUCAGCCAUAAGUUUACUCCUUUUACCAUCAAUGCUGUUGUGUUGUUGACUGUUGGAGCUGCUGUAUUGGGCAUGCAUACGGAAACUGAUAAGCCGGUUCAUGAGACUCACAAGCAGUACAUGGUUGGGUUCUUGGUGACUGUAGCAGCCGCUGUUAUGUAUGCAUUUCUAUUGCCGUUAGUGGAACUUGCUUACCAGAAAGCUAAACAACCCAUGAGCUAUACGCUUGUGCUUGAGGUUCAGAUGAUUUUGUGCUUCCUUGCUUCUUUAGUCAGCCUCGUUGGUAUGCUCAUCGCUGGUGAUUUUAAGGUAUUCCUUCACCCUUUUUUUUUUAAUUAUUUGCAGGCUUUACCAAACGAAGCAAGAGAGUUCAAGCUUGGAGAGGCAAUGUUCUAUGUGGUGGCUGUACUUUCAGCCAUAAUAUGGCAAGGGUUCUUCUUAGGAGCCAUUGGUUUGAUCUUCUGUGCAUCGUCUCUUGUCUCUGGUAUAAUGAUAUCAGUUCUUCUGCCAAUCACAGAGGUUUUAGCUGUUAUUUUCUACCAUGAGAAGUUCCAAAAAGAAAAGGGUCUUUCUCUUGCUCUGUCCCUUUGGGGUUUUGUCUCUUAUUUUUAUGGUGAGAUCAAAGCCGACAAGGAUAAAAGAAUACAAGAGGAGGCACAACUGAAUUCUUUGCCUAGAAGAACGAGAAUUACUGAGUGUUAAAACUUAAACACAUGAGCUUAGAAAGACAUCAUAAAGGUUUUAUUACUUCAUUUCAUCCCUGUUACACUGUUAUUAGAUUAGAGGAUAUUAAACAGCUUGGAACUAUAUGCCAAACACACAACUCUAAGAAGCUUUUUUUUUACCUUUUAUACUACUCAAAUGAAUUUGUGACAGAAAAAUUGCAAAGUUAGUCUUGUGUUGUCUUCUGCUGGUUGCUUUUAGCUUUCAUCUAUCUUGAUGGAGGUUUCAUCACAUUAACUUGUUCAACAAUAACGCCACAUCACCAUUGUGGAUAAAUCGCGUAAUUCGAGGACCAGUCCCACCUGUAAGUUCAGCUAGUAGAGCUUCUGGUAAAGCCUGUUUGGUUCAUUUGUAUGAUUCUUCAUUAUCACCAGUAAGAGGAGAUAACACUCGGUUGAAACACAAUGCAAAGGAAAAAUCUUAAGACAACCACACCCAAAUAUUUUUAGCUUUUUCUAACCACAUAUCUUUCACUCAUACUGCUUCCCCUAGAGAUUCUAGUUAUUUGAUUGAAACUUGAAUACAUCAAAAACAAGCCUAUUUAUACCAAUACAUACAUGCUUUACAUACUUCUUUCCUGUUUAUUCUUUCUAGCAAGGCCUAGAAAAUCCAUCAAUAACAUAUAAGGAUAAUUCCUCUACGUUAUAAUAAACACAAAGCAGAUUCAAAAUGCAUGUACGCACCACCAGUUUCCUUCAGCAGGACUAUUCAAUUCAGUGUUGAUUUUCUUCCUUUGCUAACUCUUUCAGUAUAGCACGCUGACGUUCGCUUAGUUCACUAGAAAAUACAGAAAAAAAUAAUACACAGCAUCAUAAAAUGCCAGAAAUCCCACAUCAACAACAACACAAUAAGAGAACUCAAACACAUCCACAUGCCACCAGACAUCAGAAGCUGAGAAAAUCAACAUUAACUUUUAGAAUAAGACCUAGAGGAGAAACAAUUAAUGAUUAGACGCCAAGUAACAUGCAUCAAAAGAAACAAAACAAACUCCCAGCGAAAUUAUUUGAAAAGCCUCUACUUUUAGAGCAACCAUAAGUAUCUUUUGUCUGUUCUGGACAACAGCAAAAAUUUUAGCAUAGCAUAAUCAGCUUGAACUCCAAAAUAUAAGAAAUCUUACAUAUGAAGAGUGUUAACACGGAAUAGCACUUGCUGAUCUCCAUGAUACAAAAUAUCCUUGUUUGUAUAGUCCUGAUCUUAAACAGUACCAAACAAAAAGAAGGUGCAACAUAUAGACUGAUCAUAGUUAAAUGUACCUUUGCCUCUUAAGACAAGAAGUUCGCCAGGCUGAGCUCACUCUGGUAUCUGCAACAAUAAAAAUUCACCUCUAGUAUCUCCAAAGGCUUGAGAUCUAAACCAUCCCUCUCAGUGAGGAUAAAACAAACUUGGAAGUUGGAACUCAGUUGCAAGUUGUAGAUACCAAAAUUGUAGAGAUCCAUACACAAAAUAUAUUAUAGAUCUCACUGGGUAGGAAUCUUACUUCUAUCUCUGUCUUACCUGAUGGUGUUGACACCACAACUUUGCCUCCCAAAAUGGCCUGUCAAAUAAGUUUUUCAAGACAUGUAAAGUAUGUCUUAAGGGAUAUAUAUUAGAAACAACGUGAACAAUAAGACAUGAAAUGAUGCACCAUAUUGGAAUAAUUUAGGUAGUGUAAAAAGCAAUUUGCAACGAAAGCUUAAACCUCUAAGGCAGUAUGGCUGAGUGGCAAAAAUAUAGCAGUAGCAUGCACUUGAGUUUAUCACUGGGUGCCAUCAGAUGAGUUGGAACAUAUAUUCUACAUUAUCUAGUUAGUUAAAGGACAAGUGAGUCACAUAAUGAUAAAGAUGCUAACAUUAUUAUACUUGGUAAACUAAUUGGUGAACACCACUCAAUAAUUUUCAGAUAGACGGCAGAAAACUUUUAUCUAGUCUAUGACUCUAUGUCCUCUAGAGGUUUUACUGUGUCAUAGGGCGGUGCCUAUAAUAUGUUAAUGCGGAGCUUUUAUCAACUGGCAGUUAUAUAAGACUUUUGACCAUAUAGUGCCACUAUGCAGGAAAAGUAUAAGUUUAGAAGGUACCACUACUCUGCUUAUAGUCCAAGAUUCAGGAAUCACCAGUGUGUUUACUUGUGUAAAGCUAAUAUUAGCAUCCCCAUAAAUUUCUUGAGCCAUCUCUGGAGAAUGUCGAAUCAUUAGAAACCUGUGAGAGAAGAAGAUUAGAUACUUAUCGUCAAAGGAAAUGCAAUAUGCUGUAAGACCAUAGAUGAGGCAAGAAUGAUGAUAGAAAUAUAAGACUACUUAUGGAUCUUACAAGAUAGCUCUGAUAGCGUAAACAAUCUAUUCGCUACAUGUAAUAAGUCUUGAUUAUAUAGUGACAACCGGGCAAACACAAUAGGGUAUCCAUCACAUUUAAAUUAGUGAACAAUGGAAUAUUAUUUUUAGAAUGAACACAUUUAAAGUCAAUAUGACAUAAUAUGACUUUGACGCUUGCAGCAACUUUCUUUUUCUGAAGACUAAAUUGAUCAUCUUAAGAUAAGAUGCAUAUUGGUAGAUCAGUGUCAAGGCUGGGUUUGAUUCAAAACUUAUCUAACGUCUCAAGAAAGUACAAAGUUUAAAAUUUGAAGAAGAUACUGAUGCAUUUACAAACCUUAAAUUUGAUAUACAAGUCCCCCGAGGUUUGACUUUUUCUUAAUCUUGCAUGACCAACACCUUGGAUUACGACCAUAGCUUCAGACCCCACCCCUGUGGUCAAGUAAUUGAAAAGAAAUAAGCAAGACAGAAUCAUGUUAUCUAGAACCAAAGUCACUAUCUUGUCCAGCAAACUCAUGUAAAAUGAUACUCGAAAAUCACAGUUCUAAAUUUUCUUUGAAUAUCAAGUGCAGACAAAAGACAGUUGACGAGAAAGUGCACUAUAGCCAAGCAUAAUCUUAAGAAGAAGGAAAAGAAAAGGCGAGCUAUACAGCAAGUGUAACCAAUAUAUAAAUUGGGAUAAAUCCAAACCACACAAAUCCUCAGCGAAAGCAACGUAACAAUGUCAAUGAUAUAUUACCAUCAUUUCAUAGCAUGCCUGGCAUAUUUAAGAACCAAAAUCAAGUUAAAGAUAAACAAAAGCAUGAAAUUUACAGAAAACCCCUCAGGGAUCACAACUGCAGCCGUAUUUGUGGCUUCCACAACACCGGAUCCUCUACAAGACAUGCAGUGCUCCUGAAGAGAUAGACAUUAUAUAUAUGUCAAUUAAGUGAGUCAUUCCUCCUCUUUAAGUUGGCUUUGAUGGAACCAGCAUAUUUUUAAAGACUAGAAGCCGUAAAUGUAACACGAGAGGCACAAAACUGUACAUUAACAUCAACUGAUGAGAGCCAUUACCAGAAGACUCUCUUCUUUUCGAGUAUAGCUUUGAAUGUAACACUCGAUAAACAAGAGAGUCUUCUGAGACCCUGCAAAGUGUCAACAAACUCCCUAAGUGUCCAGCUACACCACUAUAUCCCUCAGCAAAUCAGAAAAUAAGAUAACUUUCCGGAACGCCUCCACUUUUGCACAAUACAUUUAGGUUCUGUUAAAUCAACAAUAACAUAAUGAGAUUAAACAAGUCUUGUCGAUUACCUUGUCGCAGUCCGAACAGGGAGGCAAACGUUAUGAUUCAAAUCAGACAAGGAGAGGUUUUUGGUUUUAUUACUUUAUAGGUAAACCCUACGCAAAUGCCUAGGCAGAGAGAGAGAGAGAGAGAGAGAGAGAGAGAGAGAGAGAGAGAGAGAGAGAGAGAGAGAGAGAGAGAGAGAGAGAGAGAGAGAGAGAGAGAGAGAGAGAGAGAGAGAGAGAGAGAGAGAGAGAGAGAGAGAGAGAGAGAGAGAGAGAGAGAGAGAUAUUCUUUUUUUUUUCUUUUCUUUUUUGCUUUUUUCACAGUUCGUCUAAACUCUCUUUCUCUUUCUCUGUGAGAAGAUCCGAAAUUGGCCACUAAAAAAACAUUAUGGUAUACAUGGCAAUGUGCUAUAGCUCCAUGUAUUAUGAAACGAUACUAGAAAUAUUAUUCGGUUUGGUUGUGUAACAUGUAAACUUAUUUCCCCCAAGACUUGAAUAUUUUAGAUGUUAAAUUAGACAAUGCAAGUUAUAAAUCAAUCGAUUAUGAACCAUCUAUAUUAACAAGUCGGACAUGAGACGAAUUUAAGGUUUUGUAACAAAUAACAAAGUUAUUAUAAACGCAUAAGCUAAUCAUAUAGUUUCAUGAAAAUCACUUAUCACUGGAAGAAAAUAAAAA